This is a messenger RNA of Paecilomyces variotii, 3591 nucleotides long. Its product is annotated as ubiquitin-conjugating enzyme E2. Gene Ontology annotation, molecular function: NAD+ poly-ADP-ribosyltransferase activity. Lineage: Eukaryota; Fungi; Ascomycota; Eurotiomycetes; Eurotiales; Thermoascaceae. The record is from RefSeq and is a predicted model, not a curated record. The transcript is spliced from 2 exons. The coding region runs from base 1 to 3591 and encodes 1196 amino acids.
AUGCCACGACGAGACUAUAUUCGCGACCUCGACGACGUCUUAAGCCCGGGCAAAUAUGUUUAUUUAACCAAUAUCAGAGCUGGUGCAGAUGAUGGGGUGCUUUGCUUUACAUACCUCAAAGAAGGCCCCAGUAUCGACCUAGAAGCAUUUGUCACCGAUAUCUCCUCUUAUCCCAAAGAUCACAGCUAUUUUGUAUACACGACGUCAGAAAAUGUCCCUCCAGCGGUCACUGCAACCAUCCAGGAGGUCCAGGCACGUUCAGAAGGACAGUCGCUUUCCAACUUUCUCAGCCACUUAAGCGACUCCAUCGUCGACUCUCUUUCUCCCGAUAAUUGCUUUAGUACUCAGACAUCCGGUCAUGAUAGUGACACCUCUAUCGUGGAUGACGAUGGUGAAUAUGACGAGUGGGAUGAGCCUCUGGAUAUCGAGGAUCCAUUCUCUGACUCUGAACAUGUGUGCUCGUCGAUGCAAGGAGCCCUGAAAUCAAAAAUCCGUGCGGACCUUCGUCUCGUCAAGACAGCCGGGUUUAAGGUCGGUGUUCUUGGUGACCUCGAUGGCCCAGUGAUUAUCUCCAUUUCGUGCCGAAUCGCUAAACUGGGUAUCUCGGACGAGGCCAUGCAAGCAUGGCGUGUCAACCCCCAACAGUAUCUGGUUCUAUUAAUCCGCUACCCAUCUGGCUAUCAAGAGUUCCAGAAGAUCCUUGAUGUGGACACCGCUACCGGAAAGUCCUCAGUGGACAUGCAUGUUGCCUUAUGCGAUUCAUACAAGCCGACGCUCGCCAACGCUGAGCAGAUAUUUUUUCGUAAAUCAAAGAAGACAGACUCUAACGAAAACGGCAAUGGCACAAGCAAUGGACCCAGACUGGAACCCUCUUUUAUCAGUAGGCCGCUUAACACGCUACUCAAUGAACGGCUGGUUAAAAUCAUGAAGUAUCGAUACACGUUCGCGUUUAACUGGUCCGGUGCAGAGCUCUUUUUCAAUGAUGAACAGGGCAAGUCUCUCCAAUCCGCCGAUCCGAGUAACCCGAAAUACUUGGCCAAAGAGAAACCGGCGUUGAUCACGUCGAAUCUCCUGGCUGGAGACCAUCUUCUUGAGUCUUCUGGUCAGCUAUCUUUCCCCCUCCUUGCCAUGCAGUUCACCCUCCGUCACUUUGUGAGGUGUACAGACUUCUGUCUUGUGUGUCAUUGCAGGAUUGAUGCAGAUUUCGAAGCUCUAAAGCCCUACGUGUGCUCAAAUGAUCUCUGCCUGUUUCAGUACUUGUCUCUGGGCUUCGGACCCAGUCUCGAAUUCGAAAUCAUCUCCCAGCCAAACGUAGUUGACCUCUUGGUUAGCUUCACAUAUGCCAGCGCUACAGGUGGCCGUUUGAGGGACUUUCCAACAGGUCUCGGCAUUAUGGUCCCCGGUGGUACGGAAUGUCUCCAAGAUUGCAGUACCGGUGUCAUCACAUCAGGUAAUCCAUCAAAAAACCCGAGAUUCAGCUCUCAACAGGCUCCACGGCCACACAUGGCGAAAUUAGACCUACCCAGGAUGGAUCUCCAUUUUCCAGACCCUAGAGAGCGUCCUCCAGUUCGGGUUGGCGACUGGAUCGCCAUUAUUGAUCAUCAUGUCGCAGAGGCAACCCACUUGCACUGUCGAGUUGUCGAAGUAGCUAUGUGGCCGCGGGUCAAGCUUUCGGAGCCCAUUAUGAGAGGGAGCCCCCUUGAAAAGAAAGUAGCGAAGCCGGGGAUAGAACAACCGUCACCCGUAGUCUUCGUCGUAUACGAUACACUAUUUGACGAUCUCAGUGAGAUUCAGAAGCGCCAGGUCAUUCCGAUGCUACUCGAUAACCUUCCUACUGUCAUGGAGAUGAAAAGUUAUUUAACGGAGAGCAAGCAUGAUUCUGGAUUACUGCUUGCAUCUUGGAAGGACAGGAUCUCCAAAUCCUCGCUAGAUCUUCUGCGAUGGAUAGUUGCGUCUAAUAGGUCGUGUAUUCUAGAAGAUGGACGCUCAUCCGAUGAUCCAACUGCUCCCAGUCACGACCAGAAUCUAGUUUCUGAUAUGGAAGGGUACAUGCAGUUCCGAUUUGCACAAGGAGCUCCUGAUAAGGAACAACGGUUUGUGCAGUCAGUGAGCUCUGCCACUUCCAGUCAGAAGAUAAAAUACCCAACCCUUUUUGCGUGGCAUGGAAGUCCCCUUUCGAACUGGCACGGUAUUGUCAGAGAAGGUCUCCAUUUUAAAGACAGCUUGCAUGGACGCGCAUUCGGAAACGGCGUGUAUCUAAGUCCUGAUUUUCACACAUCGUACAGUUUCGCUGGCGGACAUGGCUGUACGGGAUUCAGGCAUUGGCCUAAGAGUGUCCUGAAGAUCACAGGUGCAAUCUCACUAAAUGAAGUCGUCAACUGCCCGUCCAAAUUUGUGUGCAAGUCGCCGCAUCUCGUGGUUAAUCAGCUAGACUGGAUCCAAUCGCGCUAUCUCUUCGUCAAAUGCGAAACUCUUGGCAAUGGAAAGGGACUCCAAGCCCCAAAGAUCACACCUUCUACAAUCUUCUAUCGACAGGACGAACAUUUUACAGCCAAAGGGCCUGGGGGUCGCGCCGUCGUGAUACCGCUUACUGCCAUCAGCAGCAAGCGUCGAGGAGCACUACUGAUCGAGGACGAGCCUAACAGUUCUGCCGGCGAAAAGAAUUCACAGGGAAAGAGCACUAGGAACAAGAAAGGGAAACCCGAAUCUACCAAGUCCACAUUUGGUAAAAGGAAAAAGACGACACCAGAUGAACCUCAGAAUGAUGGAGAUACGUUAAGCGUCCGAACCGACGACGAAGAUCUAGCGUUGCUCCUAUCUGAUACCGAACCAGAGAAAGAGCAUAAGAUCGCCAAGGUCGACAAAAGUUCUUCAGUCUCGAAGAACAAUGGCACUGGAGAGUCUGGAAGCCUCUCUGAUGAACAGACGGACUUCACCCCAGGAACUUUGCUAGCUACGUCUUUGCCGCUGUUGGCAGCUCCCACCUAUGCCACAACCAUGGCAACUAAAGCACUCCAGCGUGAUCUACAGGCGACCUUGAAGGUCCAAGAGCGGACUCCCCCUCACGAGUUGGGUUGGUAUAUCGGUGCGGAGUUGAUCACUACUGUUUAUCAGUGGAUCGUGGAGCUCCAUUCGUUCGAUCCAAGUCUCCCCCUUGCCAAAGACCUGAAAGCCGCGGGUCUUCAAAGUGUUGUCCUUGAGCUACGUUUUGGAAAGGAUUAUCCGAUAUCACCACCUUUUGUCAGGGUUAUCCGUCCCCGUUUUCUUGGGUUCCAGCAAGGGGGAGGCGGCCAUGUCACUGCCGGCGGCGCGUUGUGUAUGGAACUUCUAACGAACUCAGGCUGGUCAGCAGCCUCUAGCAUCGAAAGUGUCCUGCUUCAAGUCCGACUGGCACUCAGCAGCACCGACCCAAAGCCAGCGCGGUUGGAGCGUGGACAGACCAACAAAGACGGAAGGGUGCUAGACUACGGAGUCGGCGAAGCCGUCGAGGCAUACCGGAGAGCGUGCCAAACCCACGGAUGGGAAAUCCCGAAAGACUUUGAACAGUCCAGUAGACUUGGGUUGGAGUAUUCGAAUGGGAUGAAAAAUUGA